Molecule: messenger RNA, 988 nt
Organism: Guyanagaster necrorhizus
Lineage: Eukaryota; Fungi; Basidiomycota; Agaricomycetes; Agaricales; Physalacriaceae
Exons: 7
Coding region: 274-930 (218 amino acids)
Molecular function (GO): RNA binding
Source: RefSeq, a predicted model, not a curated record
UGCAGCGAACAACGUGACUUGUUGCCGUCGGCGUCGCGCUGGAAUUGACUUUGUUCGACAAAUGGUCCUUCUCCGGCGUGGCAUCUAGUCGACAAUGCGACACAAUCGUUCGCCAUAAUUAGAGCUUCCCCAUAGGACUAGUGCUAUAAAACGGAGGGAGUCAGGCUUCGUCGGUGUCCUCAAGUCUAGCUUCAAGAUUUACUCGUUCCCCGUGUUACCUCAUUCUUCUCCCCGUUCCCUCUCAAUUUGUGUCUUUCUCCCCCUUGUUUCGCAAUGGUUCGCAUUCACUGGUCUCUUUUAUCCAGGGAAGGAGUCAAGAAAGCCGGGCAACUGGUUCAGGACUAUAUGUACAACCCUGGAGCUCCAGUGCAGGAGCCUGAUACCGCUGACAAGACCCAACCGCAACGUCUCAACCAAACACAACGUGACCAGAUUGAGAGGCAGCGCAAGAUCUUCAUGGUUCGGCGCGGUCUGCAAGCUCACCCUGUCGUUUUUGUGGGGAAUAUCUUGCCUACUUUCACUCAUCAAGACCUCCAUGACUUCUUCUCUCAGUGCGGCACGGUCCUUCGCGUUCAGAUCCGUUGUAGUCAAGGAUGCCCAACCCCGAUGGCAUCUAGUGCACCUGGCUGCACUCCGAAUACAUACUAUGCCACUGUCCGAUUCCAUAACCAUACUGCUGUUGAUAACGCUCUCUCCAUCUGCACCUAUUUUAAGGGCGUGAAGUUACAGAUCACUAUUUCCAGACGAUUGCUGCCUGAAGUGAGGAAAUGCAUUGCCGAUGCCUCCAAGAAGAAGGGGGACAAACUGACAAACGACGUCGUUCCCCGUCGUCCCAUACCUUGCAGAGAGCAGGGCACUCUUAUUCUGCCUGACCUAUCACCCGACGUGAAUAUGCUGGCUGGGGUAGCAUUUCCCAAGACUAUUGUGUAAAAAGAUUACAUAGCAUACAUAUUGAAUGUCGACCAUUAGGAGUUAGACUGAAUUUCCA